This is a messenger RNA of Elephantulus edwardii (Cape elephant shrew), 954 nucleotides long. RefSeq names its product putative olfactory receptor ENSP00000348552-like. The transcript has a single exon. Lineage: Eukaryota; Metazoa; Chordata; Mammalia; Macroscelidea; Macroscelididae. The record is from RefSeq and is a predicted model, not a curated record. Bases 1 to 954 code for a protein of 317 amino acids. Gene Ontology annotation, biological process: G protein-coupled receptor signaling pathway. Gene Ontology annotation, molecular function: G protein-coupled receptor activity; olfactory receptor activity. Gene Ontology annotation, cellular component: membrane.
AUGGAAGUGGCCAACCAGUCUGUGGUGGCAGAGUUUGUCUUGCUGGGUCUGUCAGAUCAGCCAAGACUUGAGAAAACUUUCUUUGUGCUGAUCUUGUUGACAUACCUGGUGAUUCUCCUGGGGAAUGGGGUCCUCAUCAUUGUGACAGUGUUUGACUCCCGCCUGCACACACCAAUGUACUUCUUUCUGGGGAACCUCUCCUUCCUGGACAUCUGCUACACCACCUCUUCCAUACCUUUAGUCCUUGACGGUUUCCUGACCCCCAGGAAAACGAUCUCUUUCUCAGGUUGUGCAGUGCAGAUGUUUCUCUCCUUUGCCAUGGGAGCCACAGAGUGUGUCCUUCUGGGCAUGAUGGCAUUUGACCGCUACGUGGCCAUCUGCAACCCCCUCAGGUACCCUGUGAUCAUGAGCAAGGCUGCCUAUGUGCCCAUGGCUGCUGGAUCCUGGUUAGCUGGUGGAAUCAACUCCUUGGUGCAGAUUUCCCUUGCGGUACAACUACCUUUUUGUGGGGACAAUGUCAUCAACCACUUCACCUGUGAGAUCCUGGCAGUUCUCAAGUUGGCCUGUGCGGACAUCUCCAUCAACGUGAUCAGCAUGGGGAUAGCCAACGUAAUCUUCCUGGGGGUCCCUGUCCUGUUCAUCUUUGUCUCCUACAUCUUCAUCCUUACCACCAUCCUGAGAAUCCCCUCAGCUGAGGGGAGAAGAAAAGCCUUCUCUACCUGUUCUGCCCACCUAACUGUGGUCCUCAUUUUCUAUGGGACUAUUCUUUUCAUGUAUGCAAAGCCCAAAUCAAAAGACCCCCUGGGAGCAGACAAACAGGAUGUUUCAGACAAGCUUAUCUCUCUCUUUUAUGGGGUGCUAACUCCCAUGCUAAAUCCCAUCAUUUACAGCCUCCGAAACAAAGAUGUCAAAGUUGCUGUGAAGAACCUACUAAAUCAGAAAUGCUUCACCUAG